AUCACUACCAAUCCCAAACGCACAAUUCAUUCUUCUUAUUCGUUAGGGUUUUCUCCACCCCUUUUUAGGGUUAGGGUUACUUUCCCCAUUUCCAGACCCAAAUCAAUUUCCAAACCAUAACAACCCGCUCCAAAUUCCUCUCUUAUUUCGUUCCAAUCAUCAAUCAAUUACACAAAAAAACUAAUCGCACUUCGAAACCAUGACAGGAAAAGCGAAGCCAAAGAAGCAUACGGCGAAGGAGAUCCAGGCAAAGGUCGACGCAGCCACGACAAAUCGCGGCGGCGGAAAAGCCGGUUUGCUUGAUCGAACGGGUCUUGAAAAAGGAGGACACGCCAAGUGGGAGUGCCCUCACUGCAAAACGACAGCACCUGAUGUGAAAUCGAUGCAGAUUCAUCACGAUGCUCGUCAUCCAAAGAUCCCUUUUGAGGAAGAAAAGCUUGUUAAUCGUCACGCUUCUCUUGUUCCUGAAUCUUCCAAGCCUCGUCCUGGUGUUCGUGGUAGCCUCAAAAAAUGAUCUCGAUCAUAAUCAUCAUCGCUCCUUCAUUCACGGCUUUUACUAUAAGUUCUAUUUUGUAUUUUUUUUCUUAUCAAGUGCUCUUUUUGGAGGGUUAUUGAAUAAUUGGGUCAUGGGUAUGCUUAGUUACUUUUAUCUUUUUUUUUUUUUUAAUAUGAAAAUGAUGCAUUUUAGGUGUGACUUUGAUGAUGCUGUGUAUGAAGUGUUGCGGGGAAGGGUUUUUUAUGGGAAUGGGAUUGAGUUGUGCUGUUAUUAAUUUGGCCCUUCUUAAGCCUGGAAUGUACUAUAUUGUCCCCUUGAUGGCAGCUAUAAUAUGAUCUUGCUAUGUUACUACUUACUACUAA
Molecule: messenger RNA, 858 nt
Organism: Cicer arietinum (chickpea)
Lineage: Eukaryota; Viridiplantae; Streptophyta; Magnoliopsida; Fabales; Fabaceae
Product: protein METHYLENE BLUE SENSITIVITY 1
Source: RefSeq, a predicted model, not a curated record